Messenger RNA from Stereum hirsutum FP-91666 SS1, 915 nucleotides. RefSeq lists its product as uncharacterized. Gene Ontology annotation, molecular function: ribonuclease III activity. The record is from RefSeq and is a predicted model, not a curated record. The coding region runs from base 1 to 915 and encodes 304 amino acids. The transcript is spliced from 6 exons. Lineage: Eukaryota; Fungi; Basidiomycota; Agaricomycetes; Russulales; Stereaceae. Gene Ontology annotation, biological process: RNA processing.
AUGUCUUCUAUACCUCACCAGAGCAUCUCUCAAGAGCUCCAACAAGCAGUCCAAGAAGACCUUGUCUAUGCUCUUGCCACUGGCGACAUCGUCUUCGCUGACUGCCCGCCGUCUUCGAUUUGGUCGAGUAUACCUGUCGAAGUCCGCUCUUCUAUCGAAAUAUGUCCUUCCCUGACCGAGAACCAACAUAUGGAAGUCGGCGGGGAUGCUCUCCUCGACGAACUCAUGUUCGGUCUCCUAACAUACUGGUGCCCGGAUGCUCCUACGAGCUUCAUUGUUCAAGCCCAAUGCAUUCUCAUCACUAACAAAACCCUCGCUAUCCUUGCAGAACUUGCCAACCCGCCCACGUCUUCUGAAGAAGACCCGAACUCUCUCAUCCAUGCAAUACGCUCGCUGGAGAAACGCCCGUCGGAGCUCCCACUAGGGAUGGUUAAGAAGCGUGCAGAACAGUUCGAGAUGGUCGUUCAAGCGUUGUUUGAUGAGCAGGGAACGGUGGAGACCAUCAGGUUGCUAGAGAGCUGUUUGAAGCCGGUCAUUGUAUAUGUUAUCACGCGCUUGGCCGAUAGGAAGAAGGUAAAGAUCGCCCUGGAGGAAAGACCUCUGCCUCUUCGACAGUGCGAGGAUGGUGAUAUGAAGGACGUCGUCUCACAACGGGCCUAUAACGGAUUCAGAGUUGAACAUGUCUAUGGACAGCAUAAACCAGGCAUAGUUGAGCCCCAGGAUGAAGUCAACUCCACCGACGACGCUGGCUACGAGGGUGAAUCGGAGACCGAGGCCACAGACGUGCUGAGCGACCCCGACUCAGAGGACGAGUCGUGUUCGCGUGGUAUCGACUAUCUUUCCUCAGACGAUCUAGAAGAUUCGGAUAAUUCGCCAAUAUGGGGAGUUGGGAAGCAUCUUGCUGGAGGCAAGUAA